This is a messenger RNA of Monoraphidium neglectum, 453 nucleotides long. RefSeq lists its product as hypothetical. The transcript is spliced from 3 exons. NCBI's taxonomy places the organism in Eukaryota, Viridiplantae, Chlorophyta, Chlorophyceae, Sphaeropleales, Selenastraceae. Gene Ontology annotation, biological process: galactolipid biosynthetic process. Gene Ontology annotation, cellular component: chloroplast outer membrane. Bases 1 to 453 code for a protein of 150 amino acids. The record is from RefSeq and is a predicted model, not a curated record. Gene Ontology annotation, molecular function: digalactosyldiacylglycerol synthase activity.
AUGGCGAUCGUGCUGCUGGUGCACACCGCGGCCAGCUUUGUAGCAGGAUUCGUCACGGGCAGGCUGUCGAAGCGCGGGCGCCACGCCGAACAUCUCGAAACCGGCGCGGAGCGCAAUGGCAGCAAGCAUGCAUCACGCGGCCUCAGCUCGCUGCGGCAGCCAGGGCGCACGGUGUCCAUCGUCACGACCGCCGCGCUGCCUUGGCGCACAGGCACCAGCGUCAACCCCCUGCUGCGCGCCGCCCACCUGGCCACCGAGAAGGACCGGCAGGUGAUCCUGGUGAUCCCCUGGCUGGAGGAGGAGGAUCAGAAGCAGAUCUUUCCGGCGGGGACUAUCUUCAAAACAAAGGAGGAACACGCAGAGUUUGUGCUGCGGGAGGCUAAGGAGCGGACGCAGUUGCCGUGCGACUUCCGGGUGCUCUUCUAUGACGGUGCGGCGGGGCCUGGGGGUUGA